Molecule: messenger RNA, 1140 nt
Organism: Nematocida ausubeli
Lineage: Eukaryota; Fungi; Microsporidia
Exons: 1
Source: RefSeq, a predicted model, not a curated record
GUGCUUUACCAAGGGGCAAUGGGUGCCCAAUUAGAAGACAUCAUGAGUUUUAUUCGAAGUGCACUAAUUUGGCUAAUCCAGGACAGAAACAUGAAUAUUUCGCAAAUAUCCCUCCUUCCCAUUCUGUUUAUAUGUAUUCCCUGCGAUGUCUACUCAAUAAGCCUGGCAGUAUCAAUUUCCACUCUUAUUAUUUUUCCAUGCGGAUUUCUUGAAAUAUUCUCGCUCAUCCUUCUGUUCUGCAUGUACUCUGAACAGAUUCUCUUGCAUGCUGAGCUAAUCUACAGUGUCUACCUGUGGCCUGCCAUUGGGAUAUACAUUGUUUACAUAUCAAUUGUAGCUGCUUUAAAUGGCCUCUUAAAUCUAGCAGUUGUCAAGCCAAUUAAGUACAUCCUUAAAGGAGAAAUCCCAAUCUCAAAUGAUGCUGAAAACCCAAAGACACUUGAAGAGGCUCUCUCAACCUUUUUGCUGGUUGAUAUCCCACAGACUGCAGCUGCAGAUCUCAAUAGCGGCAAGUACGUGCGCCUUGAUAAAAAUACAUCUAAACAGAAAAAAGAAAGCACCAAUGCAGAACCCUCUAACUCACCCAGUUAUAAUAAUCCCCCAGGGGCAACUGUAAUCGAAUGCAGGAAAAAUUCACAUAGUGUAGAAAUGAAAAUGUGUCUUGAUUUACUUAAAGAAAAGAGGAGUACCACCAGCCUAAUCACAUCACGGAAUACAAAGAUAAUGCACAAGAAGACAUCCUGGAGGGGCGUAUCCUUUAGAUAUAUUCGGAUAGCAAUACUAACUUUGUUUUUUCUAUGUAAAAUGGUUUGCAUCCUCUUUUUGUACAUAGUGAUGCUUUCUUCUGAGCACCGCAGUCAGCUACUCUUAAAGUAUGCUGCAUUUAUGCCUGUGUUCCUGUUCUGCACACUCGAAGUGAAUUUCUACUCAAUUGACAGGCCCACAAGGAACUAUACCCAUCUGUUUACAAUUCUUCUGAUAUAUCUUGUUGUUUGUGGGUCAUUUGAGUAUAACACAGUCCCUAUUGACUACUCCUUCUGCAAGAACUCUCUUGUCCCAGAGUCAUGGAAGAUUCUCAAGCUGCUCUGCAGUGCUAAAGACCUAUUCCCAAUGACUGCCACCAUUAUGAACACAAUGUAA